Molecule: messenger RNA, 1366 nt
Organism: Canariomyces notabilis
Lineage: Eukaryota; Fungi; Ascomycota; Sordariomycetes; Sordariales; Chaetomiaceae
Exons: 1
Coding region: 300-1139 (279 amino acids)
Source: RefSeq, a predicted model, not a curated record
CCUUAUCAUCAUCAUGAUGGCUCGGUUGCUCAGUGGAUCUGAUUCGGUGACGAGAGUGACUGUGUUUGGGGUGCAAACGCCUCUUCAAAGCUCAAACACUGGCUGUGAGGUAGGAGCAAGCCUAGGACAAACCCCAGCCUGUGACGUUAUAUAGGGAUUCCUUAGCUUCGAUCUCAGCCCACUUGAACUCACCAAGUCCAGCUUCGUUCGAGAGGAGAACUGUUUACCUACCUAUCAUCCUGUCAGACCCCGAAGCCUCUAUCCUUCUCCAAUUCCAUCAAUCUUGAAGCACUCUCACCAUGGCCACCUCCGCCCGGUCCUGCGCGAGCUGUCAGCGUUCGCCCCCUGACGUCUCCCUCAAGCACUGCGCAAAGUGCUCGACGACGUUCUACUGCUCCCGUGAAUGCCAGAAAGCAGAUUGGAAAUCUCACAAACGGUCCUGCGGUACCAGCAGGCCCUCAUCGGCUUCCACCUCCACCACAGACCCAGGCAACAGCACCAGCACUGGCACCUCGGGAGGCAUGCGUUCUCCCAAAGCUCUAAGCCAGCCCAUCCGGCAACCCUUCACAAGGCUGGACAAUUCGACCUAUCUUCAUCCGCCCAUGCCGGAGCAGGACGUGUACACGUUACUCAUCGACGCCUACCGGCUACGGGUGACCGAUACACUCAACUUUGACGGGCCGGCCAAGCUGCGGGACGAGAUCUUUGGCGGGCUUUCCGGGGCCAGCCAAACGCCCCUGGCCGGCUUCCGCCGCUUUUUGGAGCUGGCUGCGGCCAGAGGCAGCCGCAGCGGCAACAGCAACGCCACCAUCCUGCCGCCGUGGUGGGACGAAUCCAAGCAAGAGGCGUAUUUAAGCCUCGCCCAGGGGCAGGGACAGCAGGCCGGUGGGAACGAUACCGAGCUGUGCGAGUGGCUUAACCUGUCCCGACGCGGGAAGGUGGACAAGGCAGCGGUCAUCGAGCGGUACGGGGACCCACAGUUUCCGAUGCAGUUGCGGAUGCUGGCCGAGGCGGUGUACCAGCGCGGGGUGAGCGGGAUGGCCGGGACUGCCAUGAGGAAGACGAUGGCUAGGAUGGAACAGGGUGGAACUGGGGAUAUGAGCGCCUCGCUCUUUUCUAUCACGCGCCCAAACGUUUAGGAGGUUGCUUGGAUUGAAGGAUGUUCGUAGAAUGAGAGCACAUUGUCGUCCUCUAAGGGCUCUAGCAUGCACAAGCUGCAAGAUUGACAGGGAGAUAUAUUAAGCCCCUAACGUUAUUUUGCUUGAUGAACCCGGGCCAACGAGUCCGGUAUUCGGAGUCCGUAGCCGGAAUACGGCCGGCCGGGUCAUUUGUGUGCCGUACAUUUACAGACAAUUGAAUAAGCAAG